CCGCCAGCAGUUCGAUGAAAUUCCUACAGUGGUUGGGAUCUUUAGUGCAUUUGGCCUUGUCUUCUCUGUCUCUCUUUUUGCUUGGAUCUGCUGCCAGCGUAAAUCUUCCAAAUCCAAUAAGACCCCUCCGUAUAAGUUUGUCCAUGUUCUGAAGGGGGUUGAUAUUUACCCUGAAAAUCUCAACAGUAAGAAGAAGUUUGGAGCAGAUGACAAAAGCGAAUCAAAGAACAAGUCAUCGAUGCCAAAGAAUUCUCUCCAUCUUGACCUGGAGAAGAGAGAUCUAAAUGGUAACUUCCCCAAAGCAACCCCUAAAAUCCAGAGCUCUUCAGAUCUUGAAAAUUUGUCUCCUAAGCACUUUGCAGAAAGGAAGAAAGAUUCAGUAUCCCCUGACAGUUUGAAGUCCAUCACUUCCCUGUCUUCUGAAGAUAAACAAGAUAAGCUAGGAACUCUGUUUUUCUCCUUAGAGUACAACUUUGAGAAAAAGGCAUUUGUAGUGAAUAUCAAAGAAGCACGUGGGCUGCCAGCAAUGGAUGAACAGUCAAUGACUUCUGAUCCCUACAUCAAAAUGACCAUCCUGCCCGAGAAAAAGCAUAAGGUGAAAACCCGAGUGCUGAGAAAAACUUUAGAUCCAGCUUUCGAUGAAACCUUCACAUUUUAUGGGAUCCCCUAUAGCCAAAUUCAAGACUUAACACUUCACUUUAUGAUCUUGAGCUUUGACAGGUUUUCCAGAGAUGAUGUCAUUGGAGAAGUCCUCAUUCCCCUCUCAGGAAUUGAGCUGUCAGAAGGAAGACUGCUAAUGGACAGAGAGAUCAUCAAAAGAAAUGUUAGGAAAUCAUCUGGGCGUGGAGAAUUACUGGUCUCUCUCUGUUAUCAGUCUACAACAAACACGCUUACUGUGGUUGUUUUAAAAGCCAGGCAUCUACCUAAAUCUGAUGUGUCAGGAUUAUCAGACCCUUAUGUCAAAGUGAACCUGUACCAUGCUAAGAAGAGAAUUUCUAAAAAGAAAACCCACGUGAAGAAAUGCACCCCUAAUGCAGUGUUCAAUGAAUUGUUUGUCUUUGACAUUCCUUGUGAUGGCCUUGAUGAUAUCAGCAUUGAAUUUUUGGUCUUAGAUUCAGAUAGGGGGUCAAGGAAUGAGGUCAUUGGCCGGUUAACCUUGGGAUGCUCAGCUGAAGGAACAGGUGGAGAGCACUGGAAAGAAAUCUGUGAAUAUCCUAGGAGACAAAUUGCCAAAUGGCAUAUGUUGUGUGAUGGUUAGCAGCUUAGAGAGGGGUUGGAAUUUGAAGAACUAUGUACAUCCAUAGGCAAGGAGCAAUUUUCUUUCUUUAUUAUGUGUAACUACAAGACUUUUUUUAGGGGGGAGUGGGAGAAUAAAAACUGGAUUGAAUUUUCAGACCAGAAGGUAACUAAAUUUUCACAGCAAAUAAAGGAAUUUCUGUUUUAUUAGUUUUUAAAAUAAUUGGAUCAGAUUUGUAUUCUUCUGGAGUUUAAAUAGCCUGAAACUUCUGAAACACUAUAAACUUAUUAAAACUAGACUAUGUUUUAUGAAAAAGUCACUGGAAACCUUAUUAGUACUGCUAUACAGAAGAUAACCUCAUUAAAAUAUAUC
Messenger RNA from Nestor notabilis (Kea), 1609 nucleotides. RefSeq names its product synaptotagmin IV (gene SYT4). The transcript is spliced from 4 exons. The record is from RefSeq and is a predicted model, not a curated record. Gene Ontology annotation, molecular function: calcium-dependent phospholipid binding; calcium ion binding; SNARE binding. The coding region runs from base 239 to 1258 and encodes 339 amino acids. Gene Ontology annotation, biological process: regulation of dopamine secretion; cellular response to calcium ion; regulation of calcium ion-dependent exocytosis. Lineage: Eukaryota; Metazoa; Chordata; Aves; Psittaciformes; Psittacidae. Gene Ontology annotation, cellular component: axon; membrane; synapse.